ACUUUGGUUGCUUCCUCUGUAAACUGCCUCGGAUGUAAACUUGUUUAUUUUAUUUUUGUUCACUCAUACCAAAGAAAAAAAAAAAAACAACUCAAGAAAAACAUGCUAUCACGGGGCACGACGACACAAGUCAAACAAUCGAGCUAAAGGGACAGAUGGCUGCAAACGAGAGCGCAGACGGAUCACUGAGAACUGCAGAGGAUUUCAAAACUUCAGCAUGCGGAGAUACAAAAUCCUGGAAGAAAUUGCAUCUGACAUAUAGAGGGGCUGUUGCUAUAGCAGCAAUAUCUCUGAUCACCGCCAUCAUUUUGUCCUCCGUUUUAUUUGCCAUCUGGGGAGCAGCACAAGAAGAAGAUCCAGCCUUUCGAAAUAAACAGACAGAAAACCUGCAGCAGUGCCAAGAAGAAUGUCAGGACCUGAAAAUGAUGCUGCACUUGGCCACUCAGGACUCCAGAUGCCGUUUGUGUCCUGAAGGCUGGCUGUGGUGGAGGUGGCACUGCUACUUUUUCUCAGUUGGACUCCAGGAAGACCGUCGGUGGAACGAGAGCGCCGAGUUCUGCCAGGAGCACAACAGCAGCCUGGUUGUGAUCAAAGACGAUGCAGAGAUGGAUUUUCUCCAAGGAGUUAUGUGCAAUGCCACCAAAUUUCCUUUCCUGUGGGUGGGACUGACGGACAGCCAGCAGGAAGGACGCUGGCUGUGGUUGAAUGGGAAGGACGUCCAGGACCACUUACCGCUGACGGUGCAGUGGGACAGCGAUGACAGGGACUGUGCAGACCUGAGGGGAGGCGGGACCCUGUUUGCUGCAGACUGUGAGGAGUUCGGACCCUGGGCCUGCAAGAGAGAGUCCUGACCGGCUCCACGCCCUUCUCAUCUGCAUUUCAGUAACAAACUGCAAGCUGAGGGAGAUCUCGAGUUUUAUAUGUCCAGUAAAAGAUCAAGCCA
Molecule: messenger RNA, 943 nt
Organism: Xiphophorus maculatus (southern platyfish)
Lineage: Eukaryota; Metazoa; Chordata; Actinopteri; Cyprinodontiformes; Poeciliidae
Product: CD209 antigen-like protein C
Exons: 6
Coding region: 156-851 (231 amino acids)
Source: RefSeq, a predicted model, not a curated record